AUGGAGUGCUGCCUACCGGGUCGCUUCCGGACGCCACUGGAGCUUCAUGCCAAGUCUCUUCAGCGAGCGGGUGGCGCCAUUUCGAUGCAUUUCCCCAUGUUCACCAUUCCAGUCGAGACACUGCUGAAGAUGACGACAAUAGAACCGCACGAGGAGCUUCAGGCCCAGGGAUCUCUCGUUGUCUUCGACCGGAGCAUGGGGAACGCAGCUUUCGUGUCCCAUCAGCGGCCUGGCUCCACCCAGGACCUAGGAUGA
This is a messenger RNA of Symbiodinium necroappetens, 255 nucleotides long. The record is from the annotation of a GenBank genome assembly. Lineage: Eukaryota; Dinophyceae; Suessiales; Symbiodiniaceae.